GUUCUUUAAAAACUGUCAAAGUAGAAUUUAUGACGUCUGUGUUGUUUGUAAGUUUUGUGAUUGUUUGAAAAUUUUGCUGGGAAAACAUUAAUUACCACCAAUAGACCUAAAAGAAGUAAUAAAACAGUAUUUGAGAAUAUCUGUGAAAUAACUAGCUGCUGCAGGUGCAUUAGCACGAUAUCAAAAUGGGCCCUACAAAGAUGACUCCGGAGGACCAGCAAUUCAACAUUUCCUUCGUAGCAGAAGUGAAGAAGCAUCCUUGCCUGUUCAAUAGUAGCAGCACAGAAUACAAGCAGGUUCAGGUGCAAGACAAAGCCUGGCAAGCGGUGUCGGCUUCGGUUAAUGAAAGCGUCGAUAUGUGUAAAAAACGCUGGAGAAAUUUGCGUUGCUGCAUGACAAGGUAUCUGAAAUCGGUGCGCGAUAACACUGAUAAUGCAUCAAACUUCCGGAGAAAGCCGUACUACUUGUUUAAUCACAUGCAGUUUGUGAUUCCCUAUCUUAAAAUGAAAGACGGAGAAAGUGCGACUUACGAAUCCGAAGAUACAAUCUGGCUAAAAAGUGGCAACAGCGGCGAGUUAUUAAAACAUGACGAGGAUGAAGAGGAUGACGAGGAAGGUGAUCAAGAAGUUGAAACUAUUGACGUACAAGAAGAUGACCAUCAACAGAUUAAGCAAAGUAUUAUUAAAUCAAUUAAAAUUCUUCCCAUGAGUCAGGAUCAACAGACACAAGAAACCACCACUACUACUACCACAUAUGAAAUCUUCGAAGCAACUCCAUCUAAGCAGCCAAGAAUCGAAGUAGUACAAUCACUGGCAGCAGUAGCAACGCCUGUUGCGAGUACUCCUCAGGUAGUGAAGCAGAAGGACCCACUAAAUAUUAAGCAGUUCACAUACACCGUUGCUGCACCCCAGCAAACAACAACCCCUCUGUACACAUCUACUCCGGUAAUACCCGAACAGACAGUCGCUACUUGCGGAUUUAGUACACCGCGACAGCAAACACAGUACUCUGCCAAUACCGCCGAUGCAGAUAACAAUUUCUUCAAAAGUCUCAUUCCCGACAUCCAGUCAAUGAAUAUGGAUCAAAAACGAAAACUAAAAAUCGGAAUCCUUCGCCUGAUUGAUGAAAUCCUCAGUUCAACGUAAAACAGCAUCAGCCACGCUCAGAUCUAUUUUUAAUCGAAUUUUACUUUUAUCAUUUGUCACGCUAAAUGUAUAUUUCGUCAAGCUAUAAUAUAUGUGUACAUCAUUGAAAAACUUAAGAAUAAAGAUUUUACU
Molecule: messenger RNA, 1277 nt
Organism: Wyeomyia smithii (pitcher-plant mosquito)
Lineage: Eukaryota; Metazoa; Arthropoda; Insecta; Diptera; Culicidae
Exons: 1
Coding region: 186-1145 (319 amino acids)
Biological process (GO): regulation of transcription by RNA polymerase II
Cellular component (GO): transcription regulator complex; nucleus
Molecular function (GO): DNA binding
Source: RefSeq, a predicted model, not a curated record